GACUGUUGUUUAGCCGGAGUUUAGACGUGUGUUUUUUUUGAUGCGGGCAAUAGGUGGGCAGGCUUUGCACAUUUAUUCAUAAUUAAGUUAUUGUUUUUAUGUGAAACGAAUCAACGGCACCAGUGCAAACGAGUUGCUGACCAAACAAUAGGGGUUCGCGUAUUUGCAAUACGAAAAUAAAACACAAAUCAGUAGCUGCUUAAAGCCACAGAAAAACGCUUAAAUGUCACAACACAACAAAAAGGACACAGGCAGCCAUGCGAAUAGCACACGCCAGCGCAAACAGGACGACAGCAACAGCAACAGCAACAAAAGCCAAAAGAAGCAGCAGACGCCCAAUGGUAGCGCCAAGGGCAACAGCAACAGCAGCAACACCUCACUUACAGUUAGUAAUAGCAGCAACAGCACUAGCAGCAGCAGCAGAAGCAGCAGCAGCAGCGCUGCCAAAAUGCAAACGCUCGCAGCGACACACACGAAGCCCAACAGCGGCGGCGGCAGCAGCAACAAGACUCAGCUAAGCAAAAAGGAUAAACAGCAAAAAGACAAAGAGCGCAUGGAACGCGCACAGCUGGUGCUCUGGCGUCAUCCAAUGCAGACGUCCAAAUACUGUGCAUUCGAACUGAUUGCACUGCUGCGCACCUGGAGCAGCAGAUUACUGAAGCAACGCGGCCUGUUGGCCGUUUUAAUAGUAUUAGGCAUUGUAUUUAGCAUAAUUUACAAACUAGAUGGGCCACAUCAGCUGCUCAUUGAGCUGGUGCGUCGCAAUACCUGGUUCUUUGUCUACUGGCUCGGUUUGGGCGUUCUCUCAUCGGUCGGCCUGGGCACUGGGCUGCACACAUUUCUGCUCUAUCUGGGCCCACACAUAGCCAGCGUUACAUUGGCCGCCUACGAGUGCAAUUCACUCGAUUUCCCCCAGCCGCCCUAUCCCGACGACAUCGUUUGUCCGGAAGAGCCGUAUAUGAAGCGCAUGCCCAAUAUUUGGUCCAUCAUGUCAAAGGUGCGCCUGGAGGCGUUCCUUUGGGGAGCUGGCACUGCAUUGGGCGAACUGCCGCCAUAUUUUAUGGCCAAGGCCGCACGUCUGUCCGGCUAUGAUCCGGACGAUGCCGAGGAGCUGGCCGACUUUGAGGCGCUCAAUGCCAAGCGUCACCAGAAGAACCUCAGUCUCAUGGACAAGGGCAAGCUGUUCAUGGAGCGUGUCGUCGAGCGUGUUGGCUUCUUUGGCAUAUUGGCCUGUGCGAGCAUACCCAAUCCGCUGUUCGAUUUGGCCGGCAUCACUUGUGGCCAUUUUCUGGUGCCAUUCUGGACAUUCUUUGGCGCCACACUGAUCGGCAAGGCCAUCAUCAAGAUGCACAUACAGAAGAUCUUUGUGAUUAUCGCAUUCAAUGAGUCGCUCAUCGAGCGGGCCGUCGAUCUGAUUGCCACGAUGCCAAUAUUUGGUCGCAAGCUACAACAGCCGUUCAAGGCAUUCCUCGAGAAUCAGAAGCAGCGACUGCACCGACAGCAGCGCGGACGCAACGCUAACGCCGCCGCCGGUGCUGAUUCGGGUAAUCUGAUAUCAAAAAUCUUUGAGACCUUUGUCAUUGGCAUGGUCUGCUAUUUCGUGGUGUCCAUUGUCAACUCCCUGGCCCAGAGCUAUCACAAGCGGCUGCACAAGAAGCCGCGCCAUGUGCCGCCGACUGCCACGCCCAGCGCUAGCAUAAGGAAGCAUAACAAGCCGAAGGCGCUGCGCGAUUAGGCGCCUGCCCACAAAAAUCCUACGGCUGUUGUCUCACCCAUGCUAAAUUCUUUGUUAA
Molecule: messenger RNA, 1793 nt
Organism: Drosophila virilis
Lineage: Eukaryota; Metazoa; Arthropoda; Insecta; Diptera; Drosophilidae
Gene: Tango5
Product: Transport and Golgi organization 5
Biological process (GO): autophagy; Golgi organization
Cellular component (GO): endoplasmic reticulum; membrane; endomembrane system
Source: RefSeq, a predicted model, not a curated record